AUGCGCGGCGACCGCGAGCUUGUCCUGAAGGCAGUGCGGCAGGAUGGUGAUGCGCUGCAGUAUGCCAGCGAUGUGCUUCGCCAAGAUUCGGACGUGGUGCUGCUAGCUCUCGAACGAGGUCCCACAGCUUUUCAGCACGCUUUAGAUGGUCCCAGAGAUGACAAAGGCAUUGUCAUGAAAGCUGUGGGGAUGGACGGCCUUCUCUUGAAGUUUGCAUCGCAUCGGCUACAAGCUGACCCAGCAAUAGUCACGCAAGCUCUUCAACAAUCUGGGGACGCGCUUCAAUAUGCAAGCUCAGAACUGCGAAGUGAUCCGACCCUGGUCAUGAGUGCAGUGAAGCAGUUCCCUCAUGUCUACCUCCUAGCAACGGGCGCUGCCCGGGCUGACAAGGAUCUGGCCGUGGAAGCUUUGAGAGGCAACGGGCACCUUCUUCAGCACAUCUCGGAACCUCUCUGGUCCAGCAAGGAAGUGGUGCUGGCUGCUGUUAGCAGUGCAGGAGCAGCCUUGCAACAUGCUCCUCGUCAUCUUCGCGCCGACCGAGAGGUUGUGCUGACAUCAGUUCGAUCUGACUGCCACGCGCUCGAGUACAGCGCUGCGGAGCUCAAGGCCACUCAGCCCUUGCAGCGCCUCUUCGACAGCAUUUGCGGUGCCGUUGAGCAGCUUCUUGUGAGACUGGCGAGGCGCAUUUGGAGGCCGCUAAGAGCGUUGCUGUCCGAUACCUUUUGCCCAAGCGUUGUCUCGAGUACACGCAUCUCCGGUACUGAAAGCUUUUGCUUCUGCGCUUUGGCGAGAACCCUUGAGCCAUCGUGCAGCUUCAUGAAGUUUCUGAUCCUUUUGCUGUGGCCCUUGCUGGCAUCCGGGCUGCGUCGCAAACCCCAGGGCCGAAGUGGGGUCUUUGUGCACCUCUUUGAAUGGUCUUGGCAAGACGUGGCCAGAGAAUGUGAGGAUUGGCUGGGUCCAAAAGGUUUUGCUGCAGUGCAAGUAUCACCUCCAACAGAACAUAUUCAGGGCCGUGAGUGGUGGACGCGCUAUCAGCCCGUCACGUACAACCUAACCAGUCGCUCCGGGGAUGAGAAAGCCUUUGCUUCAAUGGUGAAGCGUUGCAAAAAGGCCAAUGUUCAAGUCUACGUCGAUGCCGUCCUCAAUCAUUGCGCCGCAAACAAAGGGACGAGCAUCAGUGGCAACACCUACGGUGGACGAAGAACUCCGAUUUUCAGCCCGGAGGAUUUCCACCACAUCCCCGGCGACACCAGUGGAAACUGUGGUGUAAGCAACUUUGCAGACAUCCACAAUGUUCAAUUCUGCGACUUGCAGGGCCUCCCAGAUCUCUGCACCGAGUGCGAAGCUGUGCAAAGCAAGAUCGCAGCUUACUUGAGCGAACUCGUAGAGCUUGGUGUGGCUGGCGUUAGGCUAGAUGCCGCCAAGCAUAUUCCAAAAGCCGAUUUGGCAAAGAUCUUCGAGAAAGUUAAAGACGGCAACAAGCUGCUGAAAUACGCCGAGAUAUCGAAAGCGACUACGACAGAUGUCGUGACCGAAGACUUGUACAUUGAUCUGGUAGACGUCAUCGAGUUCAACUAUUACCCAGAGCUUGACAAGGGCAUUGCAGAGUCGGGCCGCAUGUCAAAUUUGGAAUCACUAGGAGGGGCACCAGAUCUGGUGCCAGGUUCUUCUGCAGUGGUUUUUGUGGAUAAUCACGACACGCAGCGUUCCAAGGACAGCAGCAGCGCGGCAAAGCUGACUUACAAAUCUGGAAGGCUGUAUCAACUGGCCAGUGCCUUCAUGCUGGCCCAUCCCUACGGGUAUCCUCAGAUCAUGAGCUCCUUUCAUUUCAGCGAUUAUGACCAAGGUCCACCGUCAGUUUCUGUCCACAAAGAAGAUGGGGACCUUCGUUGUGGAGAAUUCCAGCCAUGGGUUUGUGAGCACAGGUGGGCUGGCAUCGCGAACAUGGUAGCAUGGCGCCACACUGCCGGCGACAAUCCCAUCACGCAUUUUACUGCGCUCAGUGAAGACACAGUUUCCUUUUGCCGCGGCAGCGUGGCAUGCGUUGCAUUCAACCGGCAAGAGUCCGACGAAUGGGUGGUCAGCCUCGACUUGCCGCUAGACCCAGGUGACUACUGCGACGUGGCGAGUUCGGAUGGAGUUGGAUGCCCAGUGAUCAAGGUGGACAGUGACAAGACCGCAAAGAUCACGGUCCCAGCGCAGGGUUUCGUGGCAAUUCAUGCAGGGGCACGCAAAAAGAGCCCUCCAACAGACGACGACUCCGAGCUGAGCGAGGUGCAGCUUCGUGCAAGACCGGCACAUGCUCCAAAGGGCGUCUUCUCCAUCAGCGCUGGUGGCGCAUACCAAGAAUGGUGA
Symbiodinium sp. CCMP2456 is the source of this 2355-nucleotide messenger RNA. The record is from the annotation of a GenBank genome assembly. Lineage: Eukaryota; Dinophyceae; Suessiales; Symbiodiniaceae.